Lampris incognitus (smalleye Pacific opah) is the source of this 2584-nucleotide messenger RNA. RefSeq names its product male-specific lethal 3 homolog. Gene Ontology annotation, biological process: chromatin organization; regulation of DNA-templated transcription. Lineage: Eukaryota; Metazoa; Chordata; Actinopteri; Lampriformes; Lampridae. The record is from RefSeq and is a predicted model, not a curated record. Gene Ontology annotation, cellular component: nucleus; NuA4 histone acetyltransferase complex; MSL complex. The transcript is spliced from 14 exons. Bases 115 to 1767 code for a protein of 550 amino acids.
UGUGUGCGUGUGCGCGCUCGCCUCCCCACAGGAAGGACUUCGGCGGGGAACGGGUUAAGGAGUCCCUCCGCGGUUCACAUCGAUGCCUCCUCUUCUGCACGUCGCCAUGAACAAAUGAAUUCGCGGGGAGUUAAAUAUCAAUUUCACAAAGGGGAAAAAGUGCUGUGUUUCGAGCCGGACCCGACCAAGGCGAAAGUGCUGUAUGACGCCAAGGUCAUUGAUGUCUUGUUAAGCACCGAUGAACAUGGAAGGAGAGUCCCAAAGUACCUGAUUCACUUCAACGGGUGGAACAGGAGCUGGGAUCGUUGGGCGGCAGAGGACCAUGUGCUUAGGGAUACUGAGGAAAAUCGGUCAUUGCAACAUAAACUGGCACGCAAAGCGGCGGGUCGCAUGAAGAGGAAAGGAUGGGGGAAGAGACGUCGUCGUCAGUCUGGUAUUAAAUCUUCUCUGAAGACUCUCUCCAAAGAAGAUGAAAGUGAUGACACAAGUUUGAUUUCAUCUUCGGAGAGCAGUGACGACGACGACUCUGACCCAGAAUCUUCAAACAGCGGGGAGAGCAACUUCUCGGAGGAUCUCAAGAAAAUGAAGGUCGACCCGGAAACUCGUCAUACCAAGGAACACGUAAAGAGGGAGAGUGAAGACAAGGUCGUCCUCAUUGACAUUGACAUCCCAGACAUCCUGAAGAAAAAACUGGAGGAUGACUGCUUUUACAUCAACAAGAGGAAAAAGCUUGUGAUGGUUCCUUGUCAGACAAACGUAGUCCACAUCCUGGAGUACUACGUCAAGCACUUUGCCAUCAACAAAGCCUUCAUGGUCAACGAGCGGUACCGUCGUCACCAGAACAGCGCCCAGAACAACCUCAACCAACAGCAAGUCCCUCCGGAGAGGAACGAGGAGCUGUGUAAGGAAAUGGUUGACGGCCUCAGGAUCACGUUCGACUUCACGCUACCCAUGAUCCUCCUCUACCCCAGCGAACAAGCUCAGUUUAAAAAGGUCAGCUCCUCCAGGCUCUUCCUGGCCAUCAACGACACCCCACCCUGCUCCAGCAACAUCCAGCGAGAGCGCAGCCCGAGCCCGACACUACACAACCCUCCCACCCCUCAGUCAACAGACAGCCAGCCGGCACUGAGCGACGUCUCUGCCACCACUCCCACCCUGCCUACCACCACCACUAAGCGCCGGCGCCACCCUGACAUGGACUGCAUAUCGUAUCAGUCACAGUCGCUCAGGCGCUCCACCAGAAGCAACAUGGUGGGCGAUCGGCUGGCUGAAGGGAGUAGCGGAGGUGGAGGCAGUACCACAUCACAAAACCCCAAACGCCGUCUGGCGGACUCUAAUUCUCAACCCAAAUUCUUCCUUAAUCUGGACAGAAGGACUCCGGUGCACAGUGGCUCCUCCUCCCCGUUGCCAAUGACACCCAGCAGGGACGGAGGCAGGCCUUUCUACGGUCUGGAGAGCCGAAGAAACAACGAACUCAACGAGGUCCUGAGCUGGAAGCUUACUCCUGAUAACUACCCUCUGAACGACCAGCCUCCUCCGCCCUCCUACCUGUACGGAUCACAGCACCUGCUGCGGCUUUUCGUGAAACUUCCUGAAAUUCUGGGGAAAAUGCACAUCCCUGAGAGGAAUCUCCGAGCCCUGGUCAAACAUUUGGAGCUGUUCCUCAGGUUUCUGGCGGAGUUCCACGAUGACUUCUUCCCCGAGACCGCGUACGUGUCGUCAUCAGAGGCCCACUACAGCAUGAAACAGCCGAGGCCGAUUUACUGAAGCCGCCUCCUUCCCUCACGUCUGCCGCUUUGCUUUCCUUUCCCCGCUCCUUCCCACCCCCGCCUCCCAUCCCUAUCCUGGACAAAACCCACCCGGCCCCCGCCCCCCUGCCUCAGUGUUGCCCCGCGCUGCCCUUUAGUCACCUAUGGCUGGUCCUCUGCUAGUUUUUAGCCUGCUUCACCACCCAAACAAGCCUGUUCAAAUGACGCUACUGAGCACUGGCAUGCCGGGUAGCAUUACUGGGGUUCCCUUUUUAACAGGCUUGUUUGGACACACAUCCAGUGGAGAUUGCGAUACCCUGCCUUCCUCUUUCAUUGUUUUCUACCUUUUUUUUUUUUUUUUUUUUUUUUGCUCUGCUUACAUUUCCAGAAUUGCCGUCAAGACCAUUCCGGGGCCGAGUCAGAUCAGACGCUCGCCGAGCUUAUGCAACCGGUCCUUGUGCUGUUGGCUCCCGCUCAGUCAAAUGCUAAAUUUCAAUUUAACCGUCCAGAGUGGCUGAAAUGCAAACCCAAGCCUCUGAGGAAUAAGUGAAGAAUCCUCCUGUGAGACUCUGUGUUGGUAUAGCCGGCUCCCAGCUAUCGAUCUGUAACCUUUAUAAAUGUGGAGGAGGGAAGGAACAAUGCAGGGUAUCUUCCAAAGUUUUGCUCUCUCCUCUCUGACUACAUCUUCCCCAUUCUGGCUCAGUGACUCCAUCUUCACGGUGCCUCUAAGCAUGCACUGCUGUUGGCGCUGCUGUGGACUGUCCAAAAACAGGAAGGCGGCACUACUUGAUGGAAAAGCCCUCCAGGAAUCAGGAACACUUUAUUUGUUAUUUCAA